AUGUCUUCCAACGAAAACGAACUAAAUUCGGAACUCGAGUCGUUCCGACAGAAAUGGCUUUCUGAUCUUAAAACGAGGAAUGAGCAUCCUGAACCUCCUGCGGCAGGUCCUUCCAGACGGCCUCAUCAAGGCCCUAUCUCAUCGUUGCCACACAAGCCCGCUCCUGCGCCUGCUGAUGAACCUGAAGACGAAUACGUCCAGAGUCAAUCUUUUGAUCAGGAUAAACCGGCUGUAGCACAACCGGCCCAGGAGGCUCAUCAUGAUCGGAAGGGCAAGAAGCUUGUUUCGGCGCUGGAUCAUUUUGAGGAGGCGAUGCAUAAGGAGGGGCAGGGUAAUAUGGGUGAUAGUCUGAAGCUUUAUCGCAAGGCCUACCGCCUUGAUAAUGGCGUCGAUCGGAGCUAUCGUGAGAAGCACUUCCCAAAGGCAGCUCCACGACCAGUCUCACCGACAGCCACCAAGACACCCGCCCCAGCCCCAGCAAGCACAACAGAGGCAGCACCACAACCACCCAAGCCAGAAGAAGUAGUAGAGUCAAAGCCUCUACCCAUAGGUGAGCUCCUCGCCAGUUUCGCCGGCUUGAAGAUUGAAGGAGCGCCGCCUCCCGUUGAGGGCAUGCCAGAGCCGCCGUGCCCCCUUGCCGAUCUCCCCGAUGAGAUCCUCAUUCACAUUCUUCACGAGAUCGCUAUCACAGAUGUCGGAGAUUUCGGACGUCUAUCCCGCGUUUGCAAGCGUUUAGCGUACCUCGUUGCUUCAGAGCAGCGCAUUUGGCGCCGUGUAGCUCUUGGAUCAGAAGUUGGUUUCGCUUCUCAGCUGUACCGCUUCGAGAAGGGUGUAGAAUGGGACGAGCUUCCAGAGGAGGAGCAAGAAGGGCCAGAAAUCCAAGACGGCUUCGUGAUAAGCCCUUCCGAGCUUGCACAGCGCAGAGAAGAAGCCAAUAUCGUAUACACAGAGUCCUUGAUACCAUCUGUGUAUCCCUCUUGGAAGACCCUCUUCCGCUCACGACCAAGAAUCCGCUUUAACGGCUGUUAUAUCUCUACGGUCAAUUACAUCCGCCCCGGGCAAGCCUCAUCGAACCAACCGACUUGGGGAGCUCCGAUCCAUAUCGUGACUUAUUACCGAUACCUUCGCUUCUUCCGCGACGGCACACUCAUCAGCCUUCUCACCACGAAUGAGCCCGCAGAUGUCGUGCAUCACCUUACAAGGGAUGAACUCAGCACCCACCGAGUAGCACAGCCCCACCGAGGUGUAGCACAACCUCACCUACCCUCGCCAGUGAUGUCCUACGCUCUCCGCGGUCGCUGGCGCCUAUCCUCCGCCGCUGACCGAGAUGACCCUUCAACUAUAGAUCUUCCAGCCUCCGCCGUUGCAGGUGUGCAUGAUCGAGACCGUGAUCCAGAGGGCGACGUGUUCAUUGAGACCGAAGGCGUUGGAGCCAAAUAUAUGUACCGCAUGGACCUCUCGUUGCGAAGUGCGGGCAAGGGCUCCCGUAACAACAAGCUUAUCUGGCGAGGCUUUUACAGCUACAAUAAACUUACGGACGACUGGGGAGAGUUCCAUUUGAAAAACGACAAACCCUUCUUCUUUAGUCGCGUCAAGAGCUACGGAUUUGGGGAGUAG
Fusarium coffeatum is the source of this 1617-nucleotide messenger RNA. RefSeq lists its product as uncharacterized. Gene Ontology annotation, molecular function: protein binding. NCBI's taxonomy places the organism in Eukaryota, Fungi, Ascomycota, Sordariomycetes, Hypocreales, Nectriaceae. Gene Ontology annotation, cellular component: SCF ubiquitin ligase complex. The record is from RefSeq and is a predicted model, not a curated record. Bases 1 to 1617 code for a protein of 538 amino acids. Gene Ontology annotation, biological process: SCF-dependent proteasomal ubiquitin-dependent protein catabolic process. The transcript is spliced from 2 exons.